Messenger RNA from Phlebotomus papatasi, 681 nucleotides. It is a transcript of the gene Ak6, whose product is annotated as adenylate kinase isoenzyme 6 homolog. The transcript has 2 exons. Gene Ontology annotation, cellular component: cytoplasm; nucleus. NCBI's taxonomy places the organism in Eukaryota, Metazoa, Arthropoda, Insecta, Diptera, Psychodidae. Gene Ontology annotation, molecular function: ATP binding; AMP kinase activity; ATP hydrolysis activity. The coding region runs from base 131 to 658 and encodes 175 amino acids. The record is from RefSeq and is a predicted model, not a curated record.
AAAUUACUUACAAAAUAAUUUGCAAGUUGGCGCUGGUGUCGAUUGGGAGAAAUUAAGUUUUGGGACACUGUCACACGGUUUUGCAUUUUUUAAAGAGCCACGAGUGUUUUUGUUUACAUCAGCGGAAAAUAUGAAAAUUCAACCAAAUAUUCUUAUAACUGGAACUCCGGGAGUUGGGAAAUCGCACCUGGCGAAGCAAGUGAGUGAGAAGCUGGGAUUGAAGUGGCACAAUGUGUCUCAAAUAGCCAAGGAACACAAAUUUCUGGAGGGAUUCGACAAAGUUCUCGAUUGCCCCAUUCUGGAUGAAGAUGCGGUAAUUGAUCAUCUGGAGCCUCAGCUCGAGAAGGGAGGAAACAUUGUGGAAUACCAUGCUUGUGAAAUGUUCCCAGAAAGAUGGUUUGAUUUGGUUUUUGUGAUCAGAUGCAACAACACAAUCCUCUAUGAUCGACUGGCCAAACGGAAAUACAACGAUAAGAAACUGCAUUCAAAUAUUGAAUGCGAAAUCUUCCAGACAAUCCUCGAAGAGGCUCAAGAAUCCUACAAAGAAGAGAUUAUCCAUGAGCUAGUGAAUGAGACAGAGGAGCAUCUCAGUCAAAAUAUUGCUAAAAUCGAAGAGCUUGUAAAAUCCUGGCAGGAAGACCAGAAAGAUUCUGAAUAAACUUAUUUUUUUAAUCCAAAAAA